Messenger RNA from Cantharellus anzutake, 877 nucleotides. RefSeq lists its product as uncharacterized. NCBI's taxonomy places the organism in Eukaryota, Fungi, Basidiomycota, Agaricomycetes, Cantharellales, Hydnaceae. Bases 294 to 737 code for a protein of 147 amino acids. The transcript is spliced from 9 exons. The record is from RefSeq and is a predicted model, not a curated record.
GUACGCUUAGCCUAAGGUGUAUAUGUUCGGUGUAUCAGCGAUAUAUACAAGGGGGACUCCGACUCUGUUUGGUGGCCAUCGUUCUUCUGUGCCUCGCUCAGUCGGCGGUUUUCUCGUAUGCGGCGGCUCUGACGAUAAAAACACCCUCAAAGAGUCUCAAAUGGCGAUACUGGGUUGCUGCCGGCGCGUUCGCAGACGCUUUGUGCUCCGUCAUUGCCUGCGCCUCGUGUCUGCAAUUUCUUCAUCAUGCUAAUAAGCAUUUUGAAGAAAGUUCGGGGCACAGCGCUGGAAGGAUGCAGCGUCUUGUGUCGAGGGCAGCAGUCCGAUGUAUAUUGGUGUUUUUAUCCGUCUUCGUUCUCCAAGUGCCGCGGGGGGUUUUGAUCAUUUGCUAUCCCACCAGUCCGGCCUUGGACUUUAUAUCCCCGGUACUAGGGCAACUGUAUUAUAUGAUCUACGUCUUAUCCAUCAUACGGAUCAUACGGAGUACUCCACAGGAUCGCAAUGUGGACAUGGACGAUAGGAUUUCUCCGUCACCUGGCUCGGUGGCGUUAAGUUCAAUCCAUUUCGUGCUGCCGAACGAUAUCCCGGAUUCGGAGCUCAUGGAGUCCGUGAAUUUGGAGGGCCGUGCUGAUACCGCCACACCUGGGAAUAGUUCGAUCAAUCUUAUUCCCAUCCGUACUCCAACCAUCUCCGUAAGCCGUGCCUUGCAGAAGCCUACCUCUGAUACCGUCUUAUAAGAAAGAUCCAGAAUACGGCCACAACGGGGUGGUCUUACGCCAGAUCGGCGAAGGCUAAGUGGUAGCCAUAUGGCACUGCUCCCCGUUGAGGGCCAAAUGGAUCCCCUCUUAUACCCUUCGAGUGACGAUGGGAUCACUAC